Messenger RNA from Cladophialophora bantiana CBS 173.52, 831 nucleotides. RefSeq lists its product as uncharacterized. The record is from RefSeq and is a predicted model, not a curated record. Bases 1 to 831 code for a protein of 276 amino acids. NCBI's taxonomy places the organism in Eukaryota, Fungi, Ascomycota, Eurotiomycetes, Chaetothyriales, Herpotrichiellaceae. The transcript is spliced from 2 exons. Gene Ontology annotation, molecular function: heme binding; iron ion binding; oxidoreductase activity, acting on paired donors, with incorporation or reduction of molecular oxygen.
AUGGCCGAUAGGACAUCGUCGGCUCUGGUUGCCGAUGUCCUGAAGCUCAUCAAAAACAAUAUUCUUUUAUUCUUCGUGCUUUUUAUUCUCUCACGCUGCAUCUAUGGUCGCUACUUCCACCAACUUUCCAAGUACCCCGACCCGUUGGCGUGCUCCUGCACUCGCCUCUGGAAGGCAUGGAGUGAGUACAACGGUCACACAGAACUUGACUAUAUCGACUUGCAUGGGAAAUAUGGAAGCACAGUGCGGGCUGCGCCUAACGAGCUCUCCUUCACAACACCAAAAGCCGCACACGAUGUUCUCACCCCUGGAAAUAGCUCCACGAGGACCGAACUCUACAAAGUCUUUCCCCAAAACAUGCACCAGAUAUCUUCACAGAACCGGGAAUGGGAACAUGCCGCUAUGAAACGUGUAGCUGUGUUCCCUUACAGCCUAGCCAGUAUGCAGAAGAUGGGUCCAUGGAUCAAAGACGUGUCAACCGAAUUUAUUGCCAAAAUCGACGAGUAUGCGGACUCCGGGAGAGUUUGUGAUCUGGUUGACUUGCUCCAUUAUUUUUCCUUUGAUUAUGACAGCAUCGUCGGCCAGGUCCCUGAGCUACGACAUGUGCUAGGAGAAAGCCUUGUGUUUCAAUAUCUCUUGACACUGUUGAGUCUCCACAAGGCAAUCAAAUGGCUUUGGUUGAAAUUGCGAAAAGAAAAAAUGAACCAGACUGAUAGAUUCUUCCUCGAUCCUGACCGGCGAGAUCUGUUGGGCCAAUUGAUAGUGCUGAAGACCCAUGGAAAUUCUAAGAGAUGGACGUCUUCUCAGUCGCUCAUGGUGCGAUAUAAGUAG